GUUAAUCUUGUCACAUGCCAAGUGCGAUGGGAAGGUCAAAUCUCUCUUUCUGCUUCCCCAGAUUAACAAAUGCAUUUGAUCUGAAAAGGUUUGCGAGCGCUCAAUGGAAAAUAAUAGAAUUUAUCUUCUUCUAGCAAUUUUAGGAAUACUGUUUCUUAGCUCCAAGAAGCUGGUUUCUGCAAAACUGCAUGACAGGUGAGUAUGUGCAAUUAUUGAACAUUUUGCUAACAUAUUGUUAUUAUAUUGUCAGCACCUUUGCUAGAUUGUAAGCUCAUUUUUAGCAGGGCUUCCCCCAACUCCUGUUUAUGUUCAGUUUAACUUUUUUUCCUCGUUUUAUUUUUAUUUAUUUUUUUACAUGCCUAUUGUACAGCCUUGUGGAAUAUGGUGGCGAUAUAGAAAUGCUACUCUUACUAAUUAUAUUAUUGUUAUAACUAUAAAAAAGACUGAACAUAUAAUUGAUUCUAAAUGAUCCUGGCCAGAAUAAAACGUAUUGGAUUCAGAGUAAUAUCUAAAUGAAGAAAGUUGAACCUUUUUAUAUUUUGUGUUUUCUAAAUACGUUAUUACAAUAUGAUGGUACAGUAUCGAAUAGUGACGGUUAUAUAGCAAAGGGAACUAAUGUAAUCAGCUCUUGAUUUAAUAGAAUUUCCCCAUAUAAAGUUUUGUUUAUUGCAGAAUGUUGUGGUGUCAUUGAUUGAUGAACUAUCCCAGCUGUGGAAGUUUCAGAGGCAUAUUCACUAAACUGUAAAUAAUAUAAUCCAUCAAGCAAUCAAUCUAGUUUAUGCUUCAGUAAAUUGACAUUGUUGUGGUUUUCGCUUGCUUAGACUUAGUUUAAAUUAGUGACAUUAUUAUUAUUUGCAAGUGCCAGUUACAUAAAAUAUCAUGAUUACAGCAGACAUAGUAGGAAUCAAAUCUCUGGAUAUAGGGCAGUACGAACAUGUGGCGAUUCUUCUAAUCUUCUAUUAAGAAGACUUUGGGUCAGUAACGCUGUAAGCCACAAUACGUUUAUACUUAUGCAUACAGCACAUAUUUAAUUAGCGGAGUAUUAGCCUGUUACAAAAUAGCUUGAUGCUAAAAAAAAAGAGAUACGUCGAAUGAACAUACAUGUGCAUCAAUAUGAUAUAUUUUUGUAAUUCUGUUUGAUGGAAUGUUUAAAGAGGAACUCUUGCUUUUCUCUUGGAUUUGUACUUCCUCUUUCACGUACUCUAUCGGGGUGCGAUGUACAACAGGCGUAAGUAUUAAACUCACUCCCACUGCACCUACAGGCGAUCGGUACCACUUUCUUUCGAAGAUGCUCCUUAUGCAACUUCUGUGUUUCUCUGGGCAUGCGCAUAUGGUCCUAUGAAUUUGCAUCUUAUGCCAGGCAAUGCCACUGCAGAUUUACAGUGAGUACAGAUCUAUAAUAAUUAAAUGGUUACUCCAACCCUUGUAAUAAAAAUGCCUUUUUACACUAUAAAUGCCCUAUGUGGAAUAACUAAUAGAUCCCCCCCAGCCCCCACUGUAAAACCUGUAAAUAAAAGUAUUUCAAUUUACCUUAAUGCAGCGCUGGGAGAAGCGCCCGACACCGAUCUUCCAUGUCUCAUUAUGACGUCACUCGUCACUCCCAAAGUCCAAUUUCAUAGGCUUCUCAUAGAUAACAUAUUAAAAGAAGUAAUUACAUUUUAGCUAUUAGUUGCGCGGGAGGUUGGGGGAGCCCACAGUGAUACGGAGAGGGGGUGCUCUUCUUGCAAGGUAGAAGAUUAUCACGUCUGUCGGCAGCGCGCAGUGCAUGCUGACGAAAGACGUAAAAUAUACACAGAAUUAACAUUAGGCAACUUGGAGAGUUCUUGGCUGGGGGUGCAAUUCCACUCCCCUCUCCCCUCCCCAGCACACAAUUAAAAAUUCCAAUGGAUAUGUUGUGUUUCAAUCACAAACACUGCACAUACAUGCUCCCACCACUAUGACCACUUCAAAUUACUGAAGUGGUCAUAGUUGUUCUAGUAACCCUUUAAAUAAUAAUGGAGGACAAUGUAAACACAUUAUAGCACAACUAAUAGCUAAAAUGUAAUUUGUUGUUUUAAUGUGUUCUUUGAAUAUGUCUGAAUGUGUUCUGUAUUUUUGUUAAUUGAUAAAAAUAAACUGUUCACAAUUUUAUUUAUGAAAGCACAUAUAUAAUAUACCACUAAUGCUGCAUAGCACAUCACGUUUACCUUUACUUACAGAGCCCUUGUUUACUUGUUUCUAAACAAUGAUUUGCUCAUUCAACCGGUUCUUUUUAUGACCUUGCUCCCCACCUCAUUCAUAAAAUAUUCACUCUCCCACUUACAUGACAUUUUACAUGCUUGGAACUCACUUUUACAUCCCACCCCCUCACCAUCUUCAUAUGCUCUCUCAAACCUCAUCUGUAGAUUAUCUUGCUUAUCUGAACUUUCAAUCAAUUCUAAUUGUCCUUCAUGUUUCACUGCUUCCUUCCAUUUUAGAUUUGGGCUGAACUGUCAAACCUGCUGCGUUGGCAUUUUUAUUUCUGCCAAUCUUUUUUUGUUGUUGUUAUUAUAGCAAAGCAAUAUGGAUCACUUAUGGAGGAACUGGAAUUCAUCAUGGAAUACAGAUGAUGUAGUAGGUGGUGCUGGGGUUAGUUUCUGGGCAUUCCUCUUGAGCUUGGUGUACUGUCGUGGUUGACAUGUUGGUGGACCAGGAGAAUGGAGAAAGAUACAUAUAGGUCUGUGUGAAUGUAAAUGCUUAACUGGAAGCAUGACAAGGUUCCAAAAAACUGGUUUCAUGAAACAAAGUUAUGGUGGGCAACAAAACUGAAAACAGUAACGUUUCGACCUACAAUGAGAUCUUUAUCAAGCUAACUCCAAAGGCACAUAAUUAACCACAGAUACAAGUGAAAUUGCAUACACUUAAUUAGUUGAAUGAACCAUACAAGGGACAAACAGGGGCCAAGAAGUAGCCUGAAAAUACACCACAGACAGUAUUAGUAGUAAAGUAUUAGAAUAUGCAGAAAUGUUAAAGGAGUCAGGAACACAAACGUGUAUUCCUGACCCUAUAGGGUUAAAACCAUCAUCUAGCCCCCCUGGGCCCCUCAUGCAUCCCUAAAAAUGGCAAAAUCUUACUUGUAUUCAAGUCUGGAGCUGCUUGCUCUGUCUCUUUUUUUCGUUAGACCUGCCCACUGCCUGCUGACAUCAGUAGAAGUGGUAGCCUGGUCCAAUCACAAUGCUUCCCCAUAGGAUUGGCUGAGACUGACAAAGAGGCAGAUGAGGGGCAGAGCCAGCAUCAUUCAAACACAGCCCUGGCCAAUCAGCAUCUCCUCAGAGAGAUUAAUUGAAUCAAUGAUUCUAUGAGGAAAGCUCAAUGUCUGCAUGCAGAGGGAGGAGAUACUGAAUGUUUGGAUGCAUUUUAGGCAGCCAUGACCCAUGCAGGAUCUCUAACAGCCAUCUGAGGAGUGGCCAGUGAAGUUAUCACUAGGCUGUAAUGUAAUUACUGCAUUUUCUCUGAAAAGACAGUGUUUACAGCAAAAAGCCUGAAGGUAAUGAUUCUACUCACCAGAACAAAUUCAAUAAGCUGUAGUUGUUCUGGUGACUAAAGUGUCCCUUUAAAGUAUUGUAAUAACUUUCAAAACUCUCAUAUAUACUAAAGAAACGUCUGCAUGAGCACAAGUAUAAAGUACACUCAGGCAAAUAUAAUGUAUAACAUAUACACAUAACAAAACUAUUAUCUUGCGUAAUAGGGUCACACUGUAGAUGAAAAACCAGAUAAAGUGAAAAGGUGCUUAGUGGCAAAAUAGUACUAGAGAUAUUAAUUAAAUUACUGCAUGUGAAAAUAAUACAAAAAUACUUAAUUGGAUCACAGGCCAAAAGAAAAAGUACUGUUGCUAAAACCUUAGGUAUCAAUUUUAAGUACAAGGACAGUUCAGUGAACUAAACUGAAAACAUGCUUAACAAACCAAACAAAAUGUAAAGUGCUAGUACCUAGUAUUUUGUACAUCCAACAAAUUGACUAUGCUCAUGCUGAUUUAAUAAAAUAAAUAUGAAUGUAAUAUCACUAGUAGAAAGUGCAAUAUACCACUACACCCACUUUAUUUGAGACUUUAUGUUAUCUAGGAAGGAGCUUAUUACGGACAUCUAUACUGAACUAUGCAAGACCUCUAAAGCUUGGUGUCCCCUGCGAUAUGUAGAACAAUGAGAGAGGGACCUCGGGUAAGAGAUUGAGGGUGAUGAGUGGCAGGAUAUGUGGGAGGCAGCGGCGAAGGUCUCCAUGUGUGUGAUUUCCCAGGAACAAAUGUACAAGGUCCCACUCAGGUGACACACCAUUCCAGUGCAGUUAUAUAGGAUGCGCGUAUGACCCACGGAUGAUUAUUGGUGUGGGAUGAGGGUAACAUAUGUGGUGGUUUUGCCCCACUCUGACACAGUUCUGGGGGGAUAUAAGAGUAUUGCUUAGGGAGGUCUUUCAAAAACCAUUCGAGCUGGAUCCCUGGCUUUUCUUGCUUUCCAAACCCCAGGAAGGUAUGACCCACAGAGAACAGAAAUGAUGUAACAGAAUAACUCUGGCAGCGAAACGAGUUGUUGCGGCACACUGGUUACAGCCCUCCCCACCACCGAUAGGAGAGGUCUGGGCAAAGGUAGAAAAAAAAUCAUCUAAUGGACCAAUUGACGGCAACCAUACAUAACACCCUCCGCUCGUUCUAUAAAAUAUGGGAACCCUGGCACAAGUAUACGGAUAAACUUUAAAUAGCCAUUUCUGUGCAAGGUAGAUUCAUCUAGGAUUCCUGUGGGGGGCACUACGACAUACUGGGAACAAAAACUAUACUUAGGGACUUACAUAUGGGAGAUGUCCUUGGAUAUGGGAGAUCUAGAGAGAGGUAGAGAUGGGGGGGGGGGAGGACUUUUGCCCCCUGUCCCAGUAAACAGAAAUUCUGAACCCCAACCCCCGGCAAGCCGAAAGCAAGGGGAAGGAAAGCAAUCUAGAGGUGAUAUUUACUCCCAGACACCCAGGACAGAGACCCUCACUAUGGCAGAUAAUGUUCACAUAGGAUACCUCACUGGUAUCCCUUGACUUCCCACUCCCUCCCUGCCCCCCCUCCCCCCUUCUUGUUAUACCUACAUGUUCACUUUUUCUUGUUCAUUGGUUGGGCCAGUACUUGUAGUUCCAUCAGCCGCAUAACUACCUACUAGCAAGUCUCUUAUUAUACGUGCAUACUCGUCAAUAGCAAGUGGGUACGGCAGUGCUGGUUAAAUGGUUACAACCACUUUUACACUAUUUUCAUAUAUAUAUAUAUAUAUAUAAAAACCUUGUCGUCAGAUAUACAACUGUUACUACCGCCGGUCGGAGACUAUGAUGUGAUACUGUGGUUACACAUGGGCUACCAUACCUUGCACUCUGUAGGAAAGUCGGAUGUUAUGGCCUUGUAGGGUAUUAUUAUUAUUUUAUUAUUUAUAUAGCACCAUCAGACUCUGUAGCGCUGUACAAUGGGUGAUAUGAUAUGUACCUUUUUUAUGGAAUUGUAUAGGACAGCAAUUUAAAUUAAAGAUUUUAAAAAAAAGAAAGUGCAAUAUACAUAACAUAUAUACAUAAGAAACUAUUAUCUUGCAUAAUAGGGACACUCUGUAGAUGAUAAACAAGCGAUAGAAAGUGCUUAGUGCCAAAAUAGUACUAUAGAAAUUGUUACAUUGAUAAACUGACAGGGGUCUCAAAACAUUUGUAUUUUUGCAGGCUCUUCUAAUAAAUAUAGGUUUCACAAGUGGACCUGAUUAAGUAAGCUGCACACUGUACUUUUUCUGAAGCAUGUCAGACUGUUCCCAUACAUAAGGGAGUCCGGAACAGAAAUGCCAGUAAGUUCUCUCUGCACAAGAGAUACGGCAACCCCAGAUGAUCAUUUCUGUCUUCUUUGGGCCUCGUCAGUGAGAUGUAGCUGAUACCCCUCUAGGCACAGUGAGCACGGGGUCCACGUCUGGAUUACCCUUUUAACUUGGGGUGAGCCAGGUUAAUGCAUUGCAACAAAAACAAUGAAUAUGAAAACUCUGAAAACAGAAAAAAGCUUAGAGAAACUCUAAGAGUAACUUGCCCUUUGGUAAAUCCCCACUCAGGUCUUAAAAUAGUUUUUGCUCGCUUGUGCCAUUAGAGAGAGAACAUAUUCUAAAGCAUAUCAGUCUGAUCCCACCCAUAAGGGAAGUCCAGAACCCAAACCGCACUCAUACAGUACAGAAUCUUGUCCAGUAUCACACAAAGUCUAAUUCACUGGUUGCUGCAAUUGUCAAAUUACUGUAUAUACUUUCUUUGCAAAGCUUUGUUUAGUGUUCUCUUGCAUGUUAUGGCUAACAUUGUCUAUCCUUACGUGGUUAGUCCUGUGUGUGUUCCCCAGGGGUCAAUUGCAGGGGAAAAAGUGAGGGAAUUCACCCAAAAUUUCCAACCACCCCAAGAUGAGUGUAAUGUCCUGUGUUCGUUUAGCAAAGCGCAAGCAAAUUUAAUGGCACUCACACUGCGUUUGCUGGUCUCUUGUCUAUGGUGUUCCCACAAGUGGGAUACCAAAUAGCAAAAUUGUACAGGAUUACAUGUAUGUGGAAGGAGAUUUUGUGGUGAAAUGUGUGUAAAGGGGUCUGUUUGUGAUGUACUUUGUAGAGUUAAGGGCUGUAGUUUGUGUCUGCGUACACAUGUUUAAGGGCUGUAGAGAUUGUGUAUAUGUAUACAGCCUGCAGUGUGUGAGUAUAUGUGUUUUGGGGUUGCGUUGUGUAUCAAGGAGCUGUACUGUGUAUGCACAUUUAUUGGGUUUGUAGAGUCUGUGUAUAGGAGUAAAGUCUGUAUAUAGGGGUCAAAUGUGUAUGUGUGUGGGGGUGAAGUGUGUAUGGAGGUGAAGUGGGAAAGUAUUGCAUGUGCAUGGGAAGGUGAACUGUGUGUAUAUGUUCAUGUGUACUAUGUGCGUGUACCUUGUAUAUACUGUGCGUGCGUGCGUGUGUGUGAAGGAGUGUGUACUGUGUGUGUGUAUGUAUGGAUAUACUGUGUAGGGGUUUUUGGGAGUGGGAUAGGGAGGGGAAUUACUAUUUUCAUAUUAAUUAUUUUAAAAAUAUAUUGCAGGGUAAGAACAGGGAGGGUGGCAUUCAGAUCCCUUGUGGUAGAGGCUACUCUCUUGGAGCUCCAUCACUUAUGUAUGUUGUCAGUUUCAGCAACGCUAUGAAACUGUAAAUGCAGGAUCUCAUGAAAGAUAUUAGAUGUGGAGGUGCAGGCUUCCUAACAUUGCCAACAAUUGGACACUUUCCUCUGGAAAUCACAUAUAGAUUAGUAAGUAACACUAGUUAGUGUGCCAGCAUUUCAGGCCUGGACUGCCCUUAUGGACAGGAUCAGACUAAUAUGCAGGUGCCAGUUAAUCUCCCCUGCCAAAUCAUCCUCAGCUACAGGGCGACUUUCCAUCUGAUUGAAGAACUAAAUCCCUGGAGUACUCAGAUACUAGAUAGGCUUUAAAGGACCACUCUAGGCACCCAGACCACUUCAGCUUAAUGAAGUGGUCUGGGUGCCUGGUCACUCUAGGAUUAACCCAUUUUUUUAUAAACAUAGCAGUUUCAGAGAAACUGCUAUGUUUCUUAAUGGGUUAAUCCAGCCCUCAAAUCCUCUAGUGGCUGUCUCAUUGACAGCCACUAGAGGCGCUUGUGUGAUUCUCACUGUGAAAAUCACAGUGAGAGCACGCAAGCGUCCAUAGGAAAGCAUUGUAAAUGCUUUCCUAUGAGACCGGCUGAAUGCGCGUGCAGCUCUUGCCGCGCGUGCGCAAUCAGCCGAAUGGGAGGAGAGGAGGAGGAUCGGAUGAGGAGAGCUCCCCGCCCGGCGCUGGAAAAAGGUAAGUUUUAACCCCUUUCCUUUCCCCAGAGCCCGGCGGGAGGGGGUCCCUGAGGGUGAGGGCACCCUCAGGGCACUAUAGUGCCAGGAAAACGAGUAUGUUUUCCUGGCACUAUAGUGGUCCUUUAAUAAAGGAAAAUCAUCAUAAAUUUCUCAACAAACUUGACACUAGAAUUAUCCUGGUUGGGACAGGUAAACGCUAUCGAAAUGAUGGUACUGCCCAAAAUGUUAUAAUUGUUCCACACAUUUGCUAUAGCCUUACCAAAUACAAUUUUGAAAAAGUCUAAAAUUCUCCUACCCAAACAUGUCUGGAAACGCAGACCGACCACAGGUGUCGCAUGGGUCAAUGAAAUUGAUGAUGAAAUCAGGGAUCUUGGGAGUUCAAAAUCUGAAGUAUUACUACCUAACUAAAGCCAGUUGAUUUUAAUGCUACCUAGGAGAAACUCUCCAUUAGAAAAUGUGUAUACAUCUCCACAUAUCUUGCAACAGCUUGUCUGAGUGGUAAAACACCUGCAUCCUCUCUGCCACCAUCGAUUGCUACAGGCACCUUUAUUUUCACUCCAGCUGUGGCACAAGUAGGCUAACUCAUCCCUUAUGUAAUAGCCCUGCUUUCUGUACUGUGUCUUCUCACCCCCAACCUUUCGCAUGCAUCCUGGGCCAAUAGUGAAUAGACCCAAAUCGCCCAACUCUUUAAGCUGGCAGGGGUCAAACAGUUCCCUGAUAUUUAAUCUGAAUUUUCCCUCCCCUCUAGAGAAAUUGUUCAUAUACAUGUGAAUUAUACUCAUUCUCUCCUGUCAACACAUGACAUGAAUCACCUCUGUCUAAUCCACAAAUGGAACAUAGGGUAAAGUUUAUUUGCACAACUCCUUUCUGUAGCCAACUCCUAACUUAUACAACUACAGGUCCCUGAGAGGUUAUCUUAUAUGCAAGGUUAGGCAGUUGAGCUAGGGAAAACAUUUGAUGCUGCACAAUGUCAAAAGUAUUAUUGAACAUGCGGGCCUGCGGGGGGCUGUCUCGGAGAAGGGCCAGCCCAUGACAUUGUGCUGUCUGAGUUCAAGGAUGAAAUGCUGCCCCCCGAUAAAAAACACUCCCACCAAAAAAACACACUCAUAUACACACACACACACUCUAACUGAUUUGACACACACUCACUGACAGACACAUACCCUCACUGACAAAGACACACUCACUGACAGACACAUACACUCUCACUGACAGACACACACACUCUCUCUGACAGACACACACACACUCACUGACAGAUACAUACACACACACACACACACUCUCUCACUGACAAACACACACUCACUGACAGACACACACACUCUCACUGGUUUGGCACACCCAUGUACCCAUUCUCCGUACACACAUAUAACACUAUGACAUGACACACAGACACCUACAUGUACACUAAUAUGCCUCACACACACUCACACCUGCUGGUGUGGGGGAACUGUUUGUGGGAGGGUGACAGUAUGGGGAGCGCUGUUGGGAGCGAUAACAGUGUUGGGGUUGAGUGUGUUGGUGACAGUGUGGAGGGUGGGGCAGUGUGUGUGUUUUGGUGAUAGUAAGGGGGCAGUAUGUGGGAGGAUGACAGUGUGGAUGGACAGUGUGUGUGUUGGUGACAGUGUUGGGGGGCAGUGUGUGGGAGGGUGAAAGUGCAGGGGGGCAGUGUUUCUGUUGGGGACAAUGAAGGCAAUUUGUGUGUGUUGGUGACAGUGUGGGAUGGCAGUGUGUGUGUGUUGGUGACAGUGUUGUGGGGUAGUGUGUGCUGGUGACAAUGGGGGGCAGUAUAUGGGAGGGUAAAAGUGCAGGGGGGUAGUGUGUGUGCUGGUGACAGUGGGGGCAAUGUGUGUGUUGGUGACAGUGUGGGGCGGUAGUGUGUGUGUUGGUGACAGUGUGUGGAGGAUGUUUUAGUGAUAAGACUCCCCACAUUGAAAUACCUUUAUUUUUAAAGCAAUACAUUUCCUGGUGCAGAACUGCAGACCAUGUGAUGCGAGCACCCAGGGCAUAGCCAUAGUAACCAAUGGUAACACUUUGGGAGCUCACGAGACCUCUACAUGGUCAGCAGCCCUGCACCCUGCGGAGCUGCAGAGCGGAGGCACAUGGGCAGACUGAUUGGAGGGGCCCUGAACCCGGCAGCAUAUAGGGCAAACUGCCAGGCCCCCUCUUGGUGUUGGGCCAGUGGUCACAGACUGAGGACCUAACAGGUCAGUCUGACCUAAGGUUAUUUAGGUGACCCCGCUAACACAGUCAGCAUGAGUACUUAGGCGGGCACCUAAAUCGCCUAAUAAGAGAGCGGGCUCUGGCUGUUAAAUAAUGACAGGGGCAGCAAAAUUUUGGAAACCGUACCCACAUUUUUUUGGUCAUGCUCUCUCCUCUUGUCCUUGUGUCCUUGUGGAACUUCCCUGCUUACAGCACACUACCUACUGGAUAUGCUUCCAUACAUCUAACGGGGCGCCUUGAGAAUUCUGGUUAUGCAUUUCAUAAUUUCAGCCAAAUUGUGUAUAGUUUCUGCUUGGAAAUCUACUAUACCUACUGCUAUCCUCAUAGUCAGAGGCGGCUCUCUAAUCAGGCGAAGGCCUCGCACGGUCUGGGGCCUCGCAGCUGCCUAAAUCGCCAUAGGGCAGAUUGACACGUCAGGUCUUCGGUCUAUGACCGAGGGCCCGACACAAGAGAGUGCCCAGCGGCUUGCCUGUAAUGCCGUGGGUUGUGAGGCCCCUCCAGUCAGCCUGCUCGGGAGAGAGCCAGCCUUCAGUCUGCAGCUCUGUCGGAUUCAGAGCUGCAGACUGAGGUGUCUCGCGAUUACCAACCAUUACAGCAACGCUCUGACUGGAGAUCGCGAGACUUACCAUGUGGUCUGCAGCUCUGCACUUGGCAGAGCUGCAGACCGGAUAGGGAGCCCACUGGACCACCAGGGAUACAGCCUGCCCACCUGGCCACCAGGUAUACAGCCUGCCCACCGGACCACCAGGGAAUCAAUAUAAUAAAAAUAUAUUUAUGACGCCCUGCCCUGUCACAGUCUCAGCUCCCCACCACCCCCUACCUGUCACAGCCCCCCUACCAUCCCCUACCCUGUCAUAGCCCCCCUAGUUCCCCCUGCCAUGUCACAGCCCCACUGUCCUGUCACAGCUCCCCUACAACCCCCUGCCCUGUCACAGCUCCCCUACCACUUCCUGCCCUGUCACAGCCCCCUAUUAUCCAAUGCCCUGUCACAACCCCCCUAUCACUCCCUGCCCUGUCACAUCCCUCCUACCACCCCGUGCCUUGUAACAACCCCUGUAUUACCCCCUGCCCUGUCACAGCCCUCCUACCCAGUCACAGCCCCCACCACGACCUGUCACCACACACCCACCCUAUCACAGCCACUCCACACACACACAUGUGCUGUCACAGCCUUCCUCCACACACCUUGUCAUCCCCCACCCAUACCCUAUCAUUACCAUACAAACCCUUCACACACACACUGUCACCCCCUACACGAUCACCAUUCCCAAACACUUUCAGUCCCUUCACACUGUCAACCCCUACACCUAGCCAAACUCACAUUAACCCCUCCUAAUCCUGUCACUCUCACCCCUCCAACCAUAUCAAACUCACCAACCCUUGCUUUGCCACAAUUACCAUAUCACAUUAAUCUCCUUCUCAAUCCUGUCAGACUCACCUUCUCUUGAACUGUCCCACUCACCCCCUUCACCCUGCCACACUCACCCUACCACAUAAAACCUUACAAUCCGGUCCUCCAACUGUGCCACACUCACCCAAACCUUGUCACACACAGGUAAACAAUGCCAGAUACACUCAGAAAUAUGUUACUAUGUCACCAUACCCCGCAGUCGUGUAUAAACAAUUAGCAUAAUUGCUAAUUACAUUUUUUUUUUUGUAAAUUAAUUUAGUUUGCAAAUUGUGCCAUAACUACAGUCAGAGAGUUCACAAUGCUGCAGCACAGGCAGCCGCUACACUGCAAGCCUCUGAACAAUGAAUACAGAGACUAGCUCUCUGUAUCCAGCUCUGCAAGCUUGUCCUUCAAUACAACUGCAACAGUUUAUACACUCAAUGCAACCCCUAUUUAAUUUUUUACUUUGGGUGUUACUGAGGGCCUCAUGUUUAAGCCUCACAAAGUCUAGAACGGCCACUGCUCAUAGUCAUUGUAUUUGUGUACUUACUGACAUUGUUUAACCUUUGUGUUUGUAGCUCUGCUUAAUGUUUCAUCUGUCAUUCACAUCUUGUAUGUAUUUUAUACAAGGUAUAAUUUCAUAUAAAUUCAUACAUUGAAAAAAAGUGAACUGUGAAAGCCAGGUGAAUGCAAAGAUGCCAGAAGUUCCUAUAGGAUAUUAGGCGGAAAAUAUGAAAUGUAUCACUUUUGCUGUUUUAUUAGCCAUCACUCACAAUAGAAUGGUCCAAGCAUGUCUAGAAAUACCAGCUGGCAUAGUACCAUGACUUUCAGGAAUGUUGCUUUGGGGCAUUACACGAGAUGAGCACCGUUUACCUCCUCAGUGAGUAAUACUACCUGAUAAGAGGACUUGACACAUAAUAACACCAAUAAGCUUUUCUAACCAGAUUCUGCUUAGUGAUUAGGCCUCCGGUGAUUUACCUAAGCCACUUUUCCUGAUUCUGUCGGCUAAUGCAAUUUACAUUCACGAUGAUCCCCUUUACUGUACAAAAUCCCUUUACAAUUUGUUUUUCGCAAAUUAAAGCACAGUGAUGCAUAAUAAUGGAUAUGGAUUUUAAAAAUGGUGUGAGACGUCUACUGUAGCUGUUUUAAAACCAAAGAAAUAUUAGUGCCACAUGUGAAAAAUGUAUGUUUUAUUCAAAUUGCCAGUGAUUGCUUAUGGUAUUUUUAAAGUUAUUUUUUGUUUUAUACAAUAAUAUGCUAGGCUUGUUUGUUUCUCUAUUCCACAUGUGAAAAAACUGAGUAAAUGUAAAAGUUGAGCUUGCUCUAAACCCUCUGACAUUUGAAAUAUUGAUACCUUAAUAAUGACUAAAAAAAAUAUUCAAAAACUUCCACAGUUUGUGUGUUUGUCUGCAGUGUGCAUCUGUGUGUUUGUCAGCGUUCAUCUGUGUUUGUGUGUCUGGUAUUAUGUAUUUUUGUAUAAGAGUAUGUAUUUGUAUUUGUGUCUGGUAGUGUUUAUCUGCAUAUAUGCCUGACAUUAUAUGUGUGUUAGAGUUUUUGUAUCUUUUAGUAGGUAUGUCUGUGUAUGUGUCUUGUUGAUCUGUGUGGAGUGUCUGUGUGUGUCUAGCAGUUUUGCAUCUGUCUGUCUGUGUGUGUGUGUGUGUGUGUGUGUCUGUGGCACUAUGUAUAUUUGUGUAUCGUGUAGUGUGUAUCUGCAUAUAUGGCUGGCAGUACAUGUGUGUAAGAGUUUGUAUCUUAUACUGUGUAUGUCUUGCUGAUCAAAUCUGUUUUGGGUCAAAUUUUUAAUAACUGUGGAGUAGAUUGAUAUAUUUGAAUCUCCAAAUUUCUCAACUGAGUUGGCAGGUGCAGAGGAAAAGUGCUUUGGGUGCUUGUAAAGGGAUUAUACCCAAAUACUCUAUCUAUUCACCAUAACCAAUCCAAUAUGCUGUAAUGGUUGGAAUGCUUAGUGUCCCUUUAAAUGCAAUUAUUAUUACAUUUAUUUAUAGAGCAACACCAUGUUUCACAGCACUAACCGAGUUGUGAAUUAAAAAAAUAAAAAAAUGAUGACAAGCAAAUUAGGUUGAUCGAAUCAAGGGGGGAGGAAGUCCCUGCUCUAUGAAGAUUACAAUCAGGAGAAUAAUUCACUUCUAAUCCUAAGCAAUCUGAGAAACAAAUUAGCAUCACAUGCAGUAUCUAUAAAAGUCAAUGUCACAAAUUGGAUUGCAACAAAUGUGUCACUAUGUGGAACUAUGACACAUAUGUGUUAUCUUCUAAUGAGUGAUGUUCUGAAUUCUGUCUUCUAGAUUUCGGAAUUCUUAAAAACACGAAUGCAAGAAUGCUAACAUGAUAUUACUAAUAAAUAAUUUUUUUCUUAUUUUUGUUCUUUUCAGCUAUAAUUCACAAAAACCUUCUGGAGAACAUGUAGUCUUGCACUAUGGUAAGCUGUUCUUUUUUCCAUUAGAAGUCUCUUUAUUUAUGUGGGCAGUGCCAACAGCUUAGUACCCUACUCCAACAGUGAGCUGUGCAUGCUGUGAAUAUCACACAUGACUUAAAUUAGAUUAGGAAGAACAUUAAUGAAAUAAAUAAAUAAAUAAAUCUUACCUUGGAAGAUUCUGAAACUGUACAAUUUAGACAUUCUGUGCCCAGGCCGAAUGUAGAUACAGAUUCCAUGACAGGAGAGCUGGGUAUAUGAAAGCAGAACAGGUACGAAAUCAUGAAAUAAGUACGAAGGAGAGUUAAUUAAACAUAUUUUCAAAACGAUUGAGAAUGGAGAGACACAGACAUGACUAAUACAUUUAUAUAUAGGUAUAGGAGAGAAAUUACAAGAGCAAGGACCUACUCCCUCUAGAGCAGGGGUUCCCAACCCAGUCCUCAAGUAACCCUACCAGUCCAGGAUUUACCCUGUUGUGUCUAAUGUGUUUUUUGUGUUUUUUCCUAAAAAUACCUUAGACACAACUGGGUAAUUCCUAAAUCCUGGACUGUUGGGGGGGUGGGGGUAAGGACUGGGUUGGGAACCACUGCUCUAGAGGAAGAUUAAAGUAACCAAAGUAGGAAAUAUAAAACUAUGCAAGAAAGCUCAAAAGUUAUGAGAGAGACUAAAUCCAGCAUUUAGCUGCUUCUUACAUAGUAACACAUUUACAUUUAGGAAAUUGUACAUAUAUUCUUAGUAGAAUAAUCUGGCUAGGGAUUUUAUUUGGGGAAUAAUGGACAACUAUGGCUGCAAUGUGGUGGAUUUGCAGAGAUUGGAGAUGGCUAUACUGUGUGACAAAUCCCAAUUUAAAUUUUUUUUUGGUUAAGGUUAGCAAGAAUGUUGUGCCUGUUUAAUUUGUUUUUUUCUCCUAUACUGUGUUAAUGCAAUGUUUAGAGUUAUUGAUGGCACAGUGGUGUUAUUUUUUGUAAAUUAAUUGGAUGGAUUAAACAUGUUCUAUUUCCUUUGCAGAUCAACCAAAUGAACACAGACAAUUCCAAAGCUAUGGACUAUAUAAAUCAGGGCUUAGGCAGGUGAGAUGAUUAUAAUUCAUGCUGCUUUUGAAAGCAAUUUUGUUACCCCCCCCCUCCCCACACUAAAAAACAAACAAAAAAAGUGUUUCUUAAAUACUCACUUUGACUGUGUUGAAGGAACUACUUUAUCUUAUGUAUUUUCUUGAAUAUACAUGAAAAUUUGAUGAAAAGGCAGAGACUUUUGUCAAGCUCUAAGCCUUCACUAGUGAUGGCUGAGGCGGAAAAGUCUUUAUUUAUGGAGGCUCCUGCUGUCUCAUGGUAUCUUCCAUAUACAUUGGUGUUGCAUGCGCAAGACUACUGACGUGGGCUCCUUCCAGAUGAAGCACCAGGAGUUGAAGAGGAUUCCGGUGAAGAAGAAAGUGGUGCCUGCAGGGGACAACUUCAGGUAAGUAAAAUUUCCCUGCACCCACAGCCUCCUCACUGCAAGCAACAAAGUCACCCAAAUACACCAGAAAGAGACAGAGUUACUUUAAGUAUUGUUCUAAUUUGGGUAAAUAUAAAUAUUUUUAUUACAUCAACUAAAUAAUAGACUUAAAAAUGAAAAGUAGAAUUCUUACGUGUUUCAAUUAAUAUAUUCUGCUUCUGUAGUAGGUUGUAAAUAAGAACAUUGGAUAGGCAUGAUAGACAUGUGCCAGGUGUGCCCUGUCACAACUUAAUGCAAUACGAAAAUUUCCUCGCAUUUAUAUCUCUACCUGCACUUUGCAUCACCUUUAGUCAACUCAUUAUCUGUUGUAAAUAGACCAUGAAAAUUACACUUGGUUAAAAAUAUAGAAAAAUAAUUUUGUGACUAAUUUUAUAAUUUACUAAUUUUUUUUAGAGCUGUGAUUGCACAUAACCUUUCAUUAAGGGGUAGCCACACAGUAAAAAUCUCAACAACUCAGCCUAAAAGUUGACUGAAUAUUAUAGUGACCAUAAACAAAAAUAUCUUACUCACAAAAAUGUUGCCAUCCAAUGACCCCUUAUCUUCAUCUUCUACCCUUUGGAACAGACUUCGAGAUGCUUAACACGGUUGAGUAACUAUCUGCACUUUGUGUAGAAUUGUGCACAAAGUGAUACACAACUGUUUUAUUGAAGUAUACAGAGAACACACAAACUCAACCAAUGCAAUUGCCAUUGUCAUGCUUAAAAAAACAAAAAAAAACACCUUGUUGUUUAGCACUUUGUGUACAAUUCUGCAUUCCAAGAAGCGCUUCUUUCAUUUUUUUCUGCUUUGGGUUUAAUAUUUGUCCUCCUGCAUAAACAACAUGAGCUUGGGAUGACAACAGCACAGAAAUAUUCUCCUUUAUCGGUUCUAUAAGUUCCUAAUAUUAAACUCCUCUGUGGCCUUGUGUAAUAAAAAAAAGUGGAGCCCUGCUCACCCUUUUAAUGAUAGAUUUCCCUCUUUUGGUUCGAUACCAUUUUUUCUUUGUAGAUGUAAACAAAGCCUUAGAUUGUGCAUAAAGAAAAAUAAUUGAUAUAUUUUAAGAAAAUCCAUUACGUACUCAUUUUUCUACCUUCACUUUUCUUUGGUGCAGAGAGGGGGCUACAGUAUAGAAAGGAAAGACUCGCUGGCCGAAGAAACCGUAUCUGAAAAGACAUCUUACUGUCCUAUCAAUGUCACAGAAAAUGGUAACACAUGUCUACUCUUUGGAUUUAAAAGGAUAUUGAUAACAUUUAAAAAUCAGACUCAACUGGACCUGACUGAUAAAAAUACUGCUCUAUUUAAUGCUAUGGAUAAUGAGAAAUCACAGUGCAACGAAGAAAAUGCUACGUAAGUAAGAUGUAUUUCCUGUACGUAAUGCUUAGUGUUGCAUAUAUCAUUCUGGUGUAAUAAUGUGCAAUUUCACCACUAGGAACACAACCAUGGCCUCAAUUUAAUAUUUUUGGAUAAUCUUUUAAAAUAAUAUAGUAUUUUUGAGUACACAUUUAAAAUUAUUUAACCCCUUAAGGACUGAGGAUGGUUCAGGAUUGUCAUCGGCAUUUUCCCAUUGCCGACCGCUGACGGUCCUGAACCAUCCGAACGGUCCUAGUUACUUACCUGAUCGCCGUCGUUCCCCCAGCGGCGAUCAGCGUUGCUCCCGGUGUGGGGAGACUGCCUGCAGCCCACACAGUCUCCCCACGGUGGAUUAGGACCCCUGGGGCCAUGUGAUCGCUUAACACAGCGAUCACAUGGUCACAAUAGGUGUCCAAGUGUCUGCCUGCAGGGGGACUGCCUGUGCUGACAGGCAGUCUCCCUGCUAGUGUAAAAUCAUUAAAAAAAAUAAAGUUAGUGUUAAUAAAAAAUAAAAAAAAUUAUAUAUGUGUGUAUAUAUAUAUAUGUGUAUAUAUAUAUAUAUAUAAUCUUGAAAAGUCCCGCACUCAAUUUGCCGGUCUUGUACUUGCCUCGGUGCUGCCUCAGCCGUGAUAAAUAUCCAUAAAAAACGAGUGCACUCCAGAGGUCUUCCUUAGAAAAAAUACAUUAGGUUUAUUACAAAAACGUGUAGAAUAUACAACAUGAUCUAGUUGACGUUUCAGUCCACGAAGGACUUUUAUCAAGACAGUGAAAAGCGGGAAUUGUGAAAAUUUAAAUAUAGUGAAGACAGAUUCUGAUUGGAGAGUAACCAGAGAAAAAAGUGACGUCAUAGGUGAGAUGUGAAAGUUGAAAGGGCAUAGCCCCAAGAAAAGAUAUAAACCAGUAAACUAUAAACUGGUAAAAGAACAUAUAUCAUAAACUGACAAUACAGUACACAGACAGCCGAGGUGGAACAAAUCCAACAGCUCAGGUGCCAUGUAAAAACCAGGAUAUAUAUAGAAAAACAGGAACGCCGCCCAAGGUACAAAUCUACUAAACAUCUAAAUAAUAUAUACAUAUGCAAACCAACCUUCAGCUAGGGAGGCAAAGUCCUGUGGAAGAAUUUAGAGAGGAAACAUGUAUAAAAAUAUACAUAGUCACAUCAGAAAGAAAGUGAACAAAAGAUAUCAAAUUCUGAGUACACAAGAUACGAAGCAUAUGUAGCAAAUAGAGGUAAAGAAGCAUCUGUAGCCAAUCUAUUAAAAAAUCGAGCGAAUGCUAACAUUGUAUGUCAAUCAAAUAGCGAAAAAAUAGCGAAAAAAAUAACAUAAUAACGAAACAAAUAACACUAUCUUGCUGAAAUAAAACAGUUAAGGGGGUUGAUCUCAUUCAGUCCUCCUGGAUGCAUAGUUCCAAGUGUGAAAAUCCAAAAGGCUUCCCUUUGAAGGAGAAGCUUGUUUCUAUCACCUCCCCUUAAGGGAACCGGGACAUGCUCAAUACCCAUGAAUUUUAAAGUUGGCAAUGUAUGUCCCUUUUCAAGGAAAUGUUUAGAUAUAGGGGUAGAUGCAACACCACUCGAUAGUGCCAUUCUAAUCGUCGAUCUGUGUCCCCUCAUUCGUUGUCUCAAAUCAUUCGAAGUUUUCCCAAUAUACAUGAGGCCACAUGGGCAUAGGAUCCGAUAAACAACAUGUGUAGUUGUACAAGUAAUCCGCUGGCCUCAUGUAUAGAUGAGUAAAAGAUUUUUCAAGUAAAAGUAAAAAAACAUGUAUUCUUUUCAAUUUUUCAUCAAAUUUUUUAAUUUUUUUUAAAUUAAAAUACAUGAGAUUAUAUAAAUAAUGGUAUGUAAAGAAAGCCCCUUUUGUCCUGAAAAAAACCAAUAUAUAAUUUGUAUGGGAACAGUAAAUGAGAGAGCGGAAAAUUACAGCCAAACACAAACACCACAAAAGUGUAAAUAUGCCUGGUCGCAAAUGUACAACAUCGCAAAAACAGUCCAGUCCUUAAGGGGUUAAUACUGUGAAUUUCUAAAAAAAAAAAUUAUUUAUGUAUUGAUUAUUUUUUACACAUGAUAUAUUUUCUGAUAUUUACGUUUUUUUUUUAUAAUUCUUUAUUUUUGUUGUGCAUGAUAAGGACAGAGCAUGUCACCAUAUACACUGUUUGGAACAUCAAUAGUGUAGUUUAACAAGAUUAAGUGUAUAGUAAAAGUCAGCACAUUUUUAGUUAUGAAAAAUAGAAACAAGAAUAGUAUAGUGCAUAGUAGGUAUUUAUUUAUUAUUAUUGCCAUUUAUAUAGCGCCAACAGAUAGAAACAUAGAAACAUAGAAACAUAGAAUGUGACGGCAGAUAAGAACCAUUCGGCCCAUCUAGUCUGCCCAAUUUUCUAAAUACUUUCAUUAUCUUAUAGUUAGGAUAGCCUUAUGCCUAUCCCACGCAUGCUUAAACUCCUUUACUGUGUUAACCUCUACCACUUCAGCUGGAAGGCUAUUCCAUGCAUCCACUACUACCCUCUCAGUAAAGUAAUACUUCCUGAUAUUAUUUUUAAACCUUUGUCCCUCUAAUUUAAGACUAUGUCCUCUUGUUGUGGUAGUUUUUCUUCUUUUUAAAUAUAGUCUCCUCCUUUACUGUGUUGAUUCCCUUUAUAUAUUUAAAUGUUUCUAUCAUAUCCCCCCUGUCUCGUCUUUCCUCCAAGCUAUACAUGUUAAGAUCCUUUAACCUUUCCUGGUAAGUUUUAUCCCGCAAUCCAUGAACCAGUUUAGUAGCCAUUCUCUGAACCCUCUCUAAGGUAUCAAUAUCCUUCUGAAGAUACGGUCUCCAGUACUGUGUACAAUACUCCAAGUGAGGUCUCACCAGUGUUCUGUACAAUGGCAUGAGCACUUCCCUCUUUCUACUGCUAAUACCUCUCCCUAUACAACCAAGCAUUCUGCUAGCAUUUCCUGCUGCUCUAUUACAUUGUCUGCCUACCUUUAAGUCAUCAGAAAUAAUCACCCCUAAAUCCCUUUCCUCAUAUGUUGAGGUUAGGACUCUAUCAAAUAUUCUGUACUCUGCCCUUGGGUUUUUACGUCCAAGAUGCAUUAUCUUGCACUUAUCCACAUUAAAUGUCAGUUGCCACAAUUCUGACCAUUUUUCUAGUUUACCUAAAUCAUUUGUCAUUUGGCUUAUCCCUCCUGGAACAUCAACCCUGUUACAUAUCUUAGUAUCAUCAGCAAAAAGACAUACCUUACCAUCAAGACCUUCUGCAAUAUCACUAAUAAAAAUAUUAAAGAGAAUGGGUCCAAGUACAGAUCCCUGAGGUACCCCACUGGUGACAAGUCCAAGCUUCGAAUAUAUUCCAUUAACUACAACCCUCUGUUGCCUGUCACUCAGCCACUGCCUUACCCAUUCAACAAUAUUGGAAUCCAAACUUAAAGAUUGCAGUUUAUUGAUAAGCCUUCUAUGUGCAACAGUGUCAAAAGCCUUACUGAAAUCUAGGUAAGCAAUGUCUACUGCACCACCCUGAGCUAUAAUUUUAGUUACCCAAUCAAAAAAAUCAAUAAGAUUAGUUUGGCAUGAUCUCCCAGAAGUAAACCCAUGUUGUCUCUGAUCUUGAAAUCCAUUUGCACUGUGAAUGCUUAAAGUAAAGAGAAGAAAGCCCUAGGAGCCCCCCAGGUACAUUAGGUACAUUAGGUACAUUAUAUUCUAGAAAUGUAAACGUAAUCCAAAAGAACAGUAUAUUAAUUUUCAUCUCAGUGAGCAUGCAGACGGUGCCCGAGAUGUUAUGAGCUAACUCAGAAGUCAGUCCAUCCCUUGUUGGGGAAGCACAGAGACUGGCCUCGGGAGUCCCGGUAUGAGGCACUGAAGUCCACCUGGUGGAAGGUAGAAGGCAAAAUCCAAAGAAGUACACCAAACCCUCAGUAGUGGUGUUUAUUCCCAGUGUGGGGUUGAGUACAGGUUCACUGGGAGUGCCCCGUCCCCGAUAUUUCCAUUUUUUUUUCAAAACAUGAUUUUCAAAGUUUAUCCAACAAUGUGAAAUAAUUUGAACAGCUAAUGAAAAAUAUUAAGGUCUGACCGAGGGUAGUAAAUACAAGUGCAUACAUUUCUGGCUGUACUAUGUAUAUUAGAUGCCAUCACUUUUGUUACUGCUGUACUUUAUCUUUGUUAAUUUCUUUUAUAUGUAUUUGCUGCAGACUUUCAUUAAAGUUUUUCCGCACUGGAGAUAUGAAUGGACUUACAUUAAGGUAUGAUUUUUUUUUUUUUUAACAAAUCUAUGUUUAAUAAUUUCUAAUUGUGAAAAUGCACAAGAUAACAUUAUAUUUGUGGAAGCUGUAUACACUACACUGUCUUUGCUGAGGGUCAGUGCAAAGAAUAGUGCUCAUCUAAGCAAAGUUGACCUUAUAUGCCCUUUGACAUAAAAAGCAAUUUAAAACAAAAUGUGUUUACCUUUAAUAGUUACAUAGUUACUAGGUUUAAAAAAAGACUCAAGUCCAUCAAGUUCAACCCUGAAUCCCAUUAUUAUGUUGAUCCCAAAGAAAGCAAAGACCCCAAUUGUAGCCAUUUUCAAAAAUGCCACAAAAAUGGAAAAAAAUCCUUCUUGACUCCGUUAAGGCAAUCAGAUUUCUGCUUGAACCAACAAUCAGUCUACACACAUAUCAAUUAUAUCCUUGAAUAUUCUCUUUAUGCAAAAAAAAGCAUCCAAACCUUUUUUAAAUGUAUCUAUAGAAUCUGAUAACACAACCUCUUUAGGCAUUGAUUUCUACAUCUUUAUUGUUCUUACUGUAAAGAACCGUUUGUUCUACUGUGAGCGAAAAUGCCUUUCUUCCUGUCUCACAGGGUGACCUCUUGUCUGUUAUAUAUUCCUGCUAAUAAACAUAUUAGCACAUAGUAGUUUGUACUGACCCUGUAUAUUUUUCUAUAGUGCUAUCACAUCCCCUCUGAGGCACCUUUUUUUAAAGAAAACAAAUCCAGUUUUUCAUUUCCUCAUAACGUAUGUUUUCCAACCCCUUUACUAGCUUUGUAGUUCUGAAAUAUUAUUCUUUAAAACUGAGGCCCACAAUUACACCCCAUAUUCAAGAUGGGGCAUUUACCAUUGAUUUGUAAAGAGGCAAAAUUAUAUUUUGAUCACAUAAAUCCAAACCUCUUUUACACACGAAAACAUGUUACUAGCUGUUGUAACGGCCAACUGGUAUUGCAUUCAUUUACCGAGUUUGUGAUCUAUAAUUGUUCCUUUCAUUUAAUGUUCUCCCUAACUCUACCCUGGAGGGUGGGACAAGACCUCAAAACAGUGCCUGUCUCACCUGAUAUGAGACUGUUAGGAAUUGUUUGAUACUAUUCAAGGAUUUCAGUGUCACGCGUAGGUGGUCUGUAUCGAAGCGGUCGCAUGUGAUCAGUGUGACCGCGCUGAUACUUCAGAGAUAAUUAAAUCCCUGAUUGGCGCAGCCGCACAUGAGCAGGGAGGUCGCGCCAAAAAAGGGAAUUAUAACCUGGAUCGCGACGGAGUGCUUUUUCAAAAAGACAAGUCCCGGCUGGAGCGGCAUUCUAAGGGAUGCCGGCUACUGCGGUUCCGUUCUUAAGGUUAAAGGGCGCACCGCCCAUAUUAAAGAUGGCGUUGGCGUGCUUGUGAUGUCAUGUUAUCGACGCACAAGCACAUUUUGGGGUCACUGAGAGGCAUAUUUAAACACUGUUAGGCCUUUUCUCAGUGCACCGUCAUGGUUUCCACUUGUUGAUUGUCAGAGAGCAUGUUCUUGGUUAUAUUUUCAAUUUCUUGGCUUUGUCUUGUUUUUGACUUUCCUUACUUCAGGUAUCCUGGCUCUUGGCUAGUUUAUUCGUAUUGUCUCAUUCUAUAUCCCCGACAUUGGCUUGUAAUUUUGACCAUUCUCUUUUACGUUAAGUGCGUCCAUUCUAAGGUCCAGUAUACGUUGUUUGUGUUGAUAUAGUUUUGCGUAUUGGGUCACACAGUAAUCAUGACAUUCAGGAAUUUAAGCAUUUGUUUUAAUUGUUGUUGGGGCUAUAUACACAUUAUAUAGAAGCAUGAAGGAACAUUACAUAACAUUAAAACAAUAUAAUAACAGUAGCACAUUUUUGUAUUCAUGGUCGAAUCAUAAACGCAUGUUUCUAUAAAUGUUUAUCAUAUAUUGUAAAAUACAUACUUUUUCUUUUCUUUAUUUUUUUUUCCAGGUUUCUUUUAAUAAAAAGCUAUUACAAACUCUCUGUUCAAAACUGGUUCAGACUACAAAGCAUCCAGAUUCUUGUCAAUGAAUCCGUGCAAGAAACGUUCAAUGCUACGAGAAUCUUUGCUCCCACCAGCUAUUCCUACCACUGUGACCUUGUCAGCUCUCUGCAGAAAUACGAGGGGCUCUUACUACGUAACUCUGCAAAUGGCAGCUCAAGGUUGUGGGAUGUCACAUUCCUGGACUUUCAGGUAAUAAAAAGUAAAUAUACAUUAUGCCAACACAUCACAAAAAAUUAUUUUACCCAGAGUGCAAGGGUACAGCAAAACUAAAUGGAGGAAUAAAAGCGAGAGGCCCUUUAAAGCAUUAUGUACUUCCUAGUUGUGUAAGCUUAAAGCCAGAGGGCUUUUAGAUUAAUGAUGUCAGAAAUGUAAAAUAUUUAAGCUUCAGUUUCGACUCAAAGCUGUUACAUUAACUUGAUACACUGAGUGUUCUUGCUGGGACUGAAUUCCUCAAUCUAAUAACACUAUGUUGCUAUAAGCUCUUGUUACUGUUAUGAAUUUUUUAUAUAUUUUAAUUUGUUCUGUGUCAUGACUAAAACAAGGCAUUUUAUAAUUUAGUAGUAAUUUAAACUACAUAUCAGUAGUGGUUAUGGUGCAAAGAGUUUCAGAAUGCCGUCCCUCAGUUUUCUGCCAAACUGUAUGGUAGUGGGUUGAAAAAAAUUGGCUCUUUUUGGCACCCAGAGAUAGCCCCUUUAUUGGUCACAUUAAGGUUUCAUUCAAAUUUUAAUUGCAUGGAAAAGGGCAAGAAUUACUUUGAACGUUCUUCAAAUCUCUUGAAGGAACAUUCUUGAAUUGUAAAUUGUAUAUCUUGUGUAUAAAUUAAACCUUUUUUUUUUUUUAAGCUUUCAGCAUUAGCUUUACUUAUUCAUACACACAGAAAAGUAAUUACCAUGCUCACUAUUUUUCAACACAGAAAAAAAACAUUUAACAAAAUACUUAAUUAGCAACUAUUGGGCUUUAAAAAAUAAAAAAAAAUAAAAAAUUGUUUAGAUUUAGUUUGUAUGCAGUGAACAUAUAGCAGGUGCACCCUUAAAGCAAACCCCAUUCACUAGUUUUCCGAUCUGUUGACUAUAACAUACCCAUAUUGUCUUUUUAUUUUCUUUUUUCCCAUAAGUUUUCUCAUGAGAUUAUUUCGUCAUGUGUAUGCUUUUUCCUCUGAGUAAUAAUCUAAUUGCUAUUCAACACUAAAAAAGGAAUAAAAGUAACUUCUACAACAGUGUUAGUGAGUAACCUAUAUGCACAGAGAAUAGUUUAGAAUCCCACCAAGAGGGCACCAGUUAGCUAUUUUUUUUUUGCAUGAAUGAUAUUAGAAUUAGAAUGAAAAUUUUUUUUUGGUCUUAUAAAAGCAAGGCUCGCUCUGUUUAUGUGCCAUGUAGACAGAUUAACAGAGAAGUAGAAAUAGAAAGAUUAUGAGAUCUGCACCUUAGGGUGGCCUUUUAUGUUGUUAAUACAGUUAUUUUAUAAAAUUUAGCAAUGACUCCCUGGAGAAACCACAUUGUUGCAUUUAUACAUACAGUUGUGCUAAAAAAUUUUCAUACCCUCUGAGAAUUUGUAAUAUAUGUACUAUUUUUAAAGAAAACAUGAGUGAUCAGGCCUCAUUGAAAAAACUAAAUUUCCCCCCACAUCGUGCAGUGACUACGGAUAUUAUGAGGACCUAUCUUUGCAAGAAAUGGUAAGUUCCUCAGCUCAUUGCAAAGUUCAGCCAAUGCUACGCUGGGGAAACACAAAGUCUAGCCAUGAGAGUCCCAGUGUCGGGCCCAGCAGCCCACUAUAGUAAAGACUUGCAGUGGAAUGACAAGAGUAGGCUAGGCCUAGUGAGGUUCGUAGGGUUCUACCUGGGGGUUACAGGACUGGUGUGGAAUACAGACACGCCAGGAACCUCAAUUUGGGUCAUGUUGGGAAGCUGAACUUAGAUGAAAUUGGUAGUUUCUAGCUUUGGGGCCUAGCUGCAUCCGGGCUCGACCGUGUAGGUUUGCAUGCAGGUGGGAGAUGUCGCCUUCUCCGAUGCCAUUUUUGAGCUCCCUUCAUUCGGAAGACUGUGAGUUUAUGACUGGAGUGUAUAGGUGAUGCCAUGGGCCACGGUGACCCACCUCGGGCUCCUUAUUACAAAAAACACUCGGGUAAUGUUACAGGAGGUUCACCCUGGUACCUCUAACUCGGGUAGUGCACCCUGGUGUGAACACAAGCUUAAUAUUGGUGAGUAUUUUUGAUAAAUUGGCAAGUAGAGCAGGAGCCCAGCUAAUAUGUAUCUGCUCAGUUUGCAGGUCAAGCUCUGCCCCCAAAACAAAAGUAAUUUAACUCCUAAAUUUCAGAGAAUUGAGCAGUGAGACUGCAGGGGCACGAUCUAUACACCGGAACUGCUUCACUAAGCUAAAGUUGUUUUGAUGCCAAUACUGUUCCUUGAACUAACACUAAAAACAUCUCCCACCAAGCAACACUGCCAAACUUAUACUAAGAAUUCCAUGAUAAUUAAUUAAAUCAGCAAAUUGACAUAGCAAUCGAUAACACAGUCUGAGACAUUUUAAGAUUAUGAUCGCAUUGAAAACACCCACAAAAUAUUGUCUAACAGUAAGAAAACAUUAUUGAUUGGAUGCCAACACUUGAUUUCAAUCUAUCCCUAUAGAUUUAAAGUAGAUUCCUUUAAACUGAUUAUAGUUUAGACUCGAGUCAGUGAGAUGCGUGUUAUAGUGGAGAAAAAUCAUACAUUUGAAGGUGUCAUCGCUAUCUGGUGUGCUCCAGCGCAGGACAUUGUAACCAGGCUUCCUGAAAUGCCAAGAAGCUAGACAUGUGCAUUCUGUUUCAAACAAAUUGAAAUUCGUCUGAAUUUUAAAGGAUCGGCACGUCACCCAAAUUCCAUAAAUCCAAAGCUCCAUAUGGACAUUACACAAAAAUGAAAUUUUAUAAACCAGGUAUCAGCUGACCCAAAUGCUUAUCAUACAUAACAAAAUGCCCAAAACUGCAAAUAAUGACCAAAUGUAGACAGAAUUUGAAGGGUAAAAUAACAUUCCAUUCAGUUAACUGAAUUCAGACCAAAAUUAACCUCAUUAAAAGUGUGCAAAUGUUAACCGAUCAAUGUACGGCAAAAUAUAUAUAAAUACAUAUAAAUAUUAUGUGUAUAUAUUGCAGUACAGUUAAUCUCAUUAUUUUUUUUUUUUGCAUGAAUGAUAUUAGAAUGAGUGAAUUAAAAAAUGUUUUUGGUCUUAUAAAAGCAAGGCUCGCUCUGUUUAUGUGCCAUGUAGACAGAUUAACAGGGUGGCCUUUUAAGUUGUUAAUACAGUUAUUUUAUAAAAUUUAGCAAUGACUCCCUGGAGAAACCACAUUGUUGCAUUUAUACAUACAGUUGUGCUAAAAAGUUUUCAUACCCUCGGAGAAUUUGUAAUAUAUGUACUAUUUUUAAAGAAAACAUGAGUGAUCAGGCCAAACACAUUUCUUUUAUUUCUUGUUGUAUUCAUAUUCAGCUGUAGGAUAUAACAGAAUGGCACAAUGAUAAAACAAAACAUGGCAACAAAGAAUAAAAUGAAAUGACCCCUGUUCAAAAGUCUGCAUACCCUUAGUUCUUAAUACUGUGUAUUGCUCCCUUUAGCAUCAAUGAUGACGUGCAGUCUUUUGUAAUAGUUGUCUAUGAGGAAUCUAAUUCUACAGGUGGUAUAGUUGCCAAUAAGUCUUGGCAAAAUGCCUCCAGGUCAUACAAAGUCUUUGGUCAUCUUGCAUGAACCCCAUGUUUGAAAUCUCUACCAAGUGGCUUGAUGAUAUUAAGGUCAGGGGACUGUGAUGGCCACUCCAGAACCUUCACCUUUUUCUGCUAUGAAAACUGGAGUCAACUUGGCCUUGUGCUUAAGGUCAUUGUCAUGCUGGAAAGUCCAAGAGCGUCCCAUACACAGCCUUCGUGCAGAAGAAUGCAAAUUGUCUGCCAGCAUUUUCUGAUAACAGGGUGCAUUCAUCUUGCUAUCAAUUUUCACAAUAUUCCCUGUGUCUUAGAGCUCACCUCUCACCCAAAAAAACCCCAUCAGUGAGCCACCACCACGCUUCACAGUGGGGAUAGUAUUCUUUUCACUAUAGGCGUUGUUGACCCCCUCUCCAAACAUAGUACUUAUGGUUGUGACCAUAAAGCUCUAUUUUGGCCGCAUCACUCAAAAUUACAGUGUGCCAGAAGCUGUGAGGUGUAUCAAGGUGUUAUCGGCAUAUUGUAACCGGGCUUUUUGUGGCAUUGCUGCAGUAGAGGCUUCUCGACCAUGUAGCUCAUUUUCAAGUAUCGUCGUAUUGUGCUCCUUGAAACAAGCACACCGUCUUUUUCCAGAGCAGCCUGUGUUUCUCCUGAGGUUACAUGUGGGAUUUUCUUUGCAUUCCGAACAAUUCUUCUGGCAGUUGUGGCUAAAAUCUUUCUAUCCUUCAAUAAAAUACUUUUUUUUUUGUAUGAUGAGUCAUAUUUUCAAAAUCAAUGACAACAUGUCAAUUUCUGUCAAGGUAUGCCAGCUUUUGAACACUACUGUAAAUGAAUGCAAUGUUAAUGCAUUAUGGCCUCAAUUAAAUACUUUUGGAUAAACCUUUAACAUGAUUUAAUAUUUUGAAAAAUACUUUAGUAUUUUAAUAUAUUUGAUAUAUGUUUAUAUAUAAUAUUUUUGAUAUUUGAAUAUUUACAAUUUUUUUUUAAUCCAUACUGUUAUAUCAUUUGAAAUAUUAAAUAAAUAUUAAAAAUAUUAAAUCAAUGCCAACAUAUCAUCUGAAUUUCAGCGAUGUUCAUAUUCCAUUUUUAUCCCCUGCUUAUUCCACAUCCCCCAAUAAUUAACUGUUUACGAAUAAUGUAAUGAAUAUAGGAAAAAAAACAUUUACGACAAAAGGUCACGAUUUACUCUUGAGAUAAGUUCUCUAGAGUUGAAUAUAUAACACUGUGUCAUUCUGUUACAGAUACAAGGAUUUACCAUUGAAGAUGGACAGUUUGCAUUUGCCAAAGAUUGUAGGACCUAUUUUUCUCCCGCCAUUUUGAUGGGUCUUGUGAUGUCCCUUAUCUUACUGCUUGUUUUGGCCUAUGCCCUCCACAUGCUCAUCCAUCUGAAGUCCGUCGACAGACAGUAUCAAAGGAAACCGUCCACUGUCUAUUUCCCCAAAACAAAUGACAAUUUACUGGAAGAUGAGAGAGAGCCUCUCAGAGGGAAUCUACAGGAUUUCUAUGAACUGCAACAGCAUGAAUAUUGUAAACUUCACAUGCAGCAGUGUACAUCUGUUCCCUAUUAACACUACAAUUGGCCAUUGUUCCCUCUGUGUAUUUAUGUUAUUUUGAUUUCGGAUCAAGCACAGUUUCCAAGAAAUUACUCCCCAGAUAAAGUAAUAUAAAAUAAACUCUUAUGCAACACAGUACCUUUGGAACCGAAGACCCUGCUACAAUGUUUUGAGACGGUAAAGAUUAUAAGCUAAAAAAAAAUAUAUAAAUGCAUAUAUUAUUUAAUAAAUUAUUCCCCAAAAAUUAUACAUUGCCCAUGGCGUAAAAUAUAAAUAAAAUAAAGCUAAAU
Pelobates cultripes (western spadefoot toad) is the source of this 28375-nucleotide messenger RNA. Lineage: Eukaryota; Metazoa; Chordata; Amphibia; Anura; Pelobatidae. The record is from the annotation of a GenBank genome assembly.